AUGGUGGAGCCAGUGAACUCUUCGCUUGGGAAAAUGCUCAUGGAGGAGGUCAGUCCAGUGGUCAUGGUUCUCUGUACGCCCCUUGUUGAGGAGACUUUUCUCAAGAAUGGGCUAUCAUUUGUGGAAACGCUCAAGCCAUUCUGCAACUUUAGUAACAUCGAUGUUCCUGUUCGGACAUCAGGCGAUCAGCUUUAUCGGCUGAAGAAGUUUACGUUGAGAUUGUUUUAUGCCUCCGAUAUCAGACAACCAAACGUAGAGGUUGCAAAGCAACGGCUAGAACAUGUUAUUACUCAAGCUGGGGAGAAGGAUUUUCACGAUUUGGAAUCUGACCCUCCUCAAAUUACUGAUAUACUCUCCAAUCCAGAGUCUGAAAUUGCACCCACAUGGUUUCAGUAUUACAAUAAAGAACUUAUACGUACAUUGUCGUUUUCAGACCAUGAAGCUUUCGAUCAUCCCGUAGCUUGUCUCUUGGUUGUUUCAUCAAAAGACGAAGAACCUAUAAAUAAAUUUGUAGAUCUUUUCAACACCAAUAGAUUACCUUCGUUGCUUAAUGAUGGCGCAAUGGACCCGAAGAUUUUGAAGCAUUACCUGUUGGUGCAUGACAAUCAAGAUGCAACAACAGAGAGAACGUCUAAAGUUCUGUCUGAGAUGAGAAGUACAUUUGGAAAUAACGAAUGCAACUUACUUUGCACUAAUUCAUCUAAAGAGGGAAACAUGGAACAUCAGGCUAAUCCCUGGGCUUCAUUUAAAUCAAGUGUUUCGGCCGACAAACUUGGAUGUGCUCUCACUGGGGACGAUAUUGUGGAGAUCAAAGAUCUGAUUCAAGAGUUUGCUUCCAGGCAUAUAAUUCCUUACAUGGAGCAGAAAGUUCGAGAACUUAAUCUACAGAUUUCUGCAACAAGGAAAGGACUUCGAAACCAGAUAAAAAACUUAUGGUGGAGAAAAGGAAAAGACGAUGUUCCUGAUACAACCAAAGGUUCUAUGUAUACCUUUAGCUCCACCGAAUCUCAGAUUAGAAUUUUGGGUGACUACGCCUUCAUGUUGCAUGAUUAUGAACUUGCAUUGUCAAGCUAUCGAUUAAUAUCAACAGAUUACAAGCUCGAUAAAGCUUGGAAGCACUAUGCUGGUGUUCAGGAAAUUAUGGGACUUGCAUAUUUCAUCUCAGACCAGUCAAAAAAGGAAGCUGAGUACUGCAUGGAAAAUGCAUUCAGCACUUACAUGAAACUUGGGAAGUCUGGCUUCCAAAAUGCUACGAGAUGUGGGCUCUGGUGGGCAGAGAUGCUAAAGGCCAGAGACCAGCACAAAGAAGCUGCUUCUGUUUAUUUUCGCAUAUGUGGAGAGGAACCAUUGCACGCUGCAGUCAUGUUAGAGCAAGCUUCUUACUGCUUCGUGUUAACUAGGCCAGCGAUGCUACACAAGUAUGGAUUUCAUCUAGUUCUCUCAGGAGACCACUAUAAAAACUGUGAUCAGGUUAACCAUGCAAUUCGUACUUAUAGAAGUGCAAUCUCUGUUUAUGAAUCCACUACAUGGAGCCAUAUCAAAGACCAUGUAUAUUUUCAUAUUGGACAGUGGUAUGCAAUUGUUGGGUUGCAUGAUGUUGCAGUUAAAAACAUGCUCAAAGUGCUGGACUGUGGCUACCAAUCCAAGGCAACCCAAGAGAUUUUUCUCAGGGACUUUUUCGACAUAGUUAAGAAAACUGGAAUGAAGCACGAGGUGGUGGGACUUAAACUACCAGUUAUUAAUAUGUCGUCUCUUCAAGUUAUAUAUGACGACCAUCGCACUUAUGCAUCUCAAGCUUCUGCUCUUGUAGAAGAGAGCAUCUGGCAAUCACUGGAGGAUGAUAUCAUUCCAUCAUUAAAUUCUGGCAAGUCAAACUGGCUGGAGUUACAGUCAAAGCUUCUGCCAAAGAAAUACAAAGAAUCAAAUGUUUGUGUUGCUGGAGAAUCAGUGAAAGUGGAUCUGGAGUUUAGGAAUCCAUUGCUAAUCUCUACUUCCAUAACAAGCGUUUCUCUCAUCUGUGAGCUUACCGCAAAUUCUGAUGACCUAAACUUAGAUAAAGAGCCAAGUAGCUCAAGCUUGGGGCCUGAGAGUUCCCCAGAACAUAAUCAGGGUACAGCCUCUGGUUUCUCUUCUUUCACUUUGUCAAAAGUGGACUUAACAUUAGCUGGACGCGAGAAAAAAUUGGUGAGACUCACGGUUACCCCCAGUGAAGAAGGUAUCCUCAAAAUUGUCGGUGUAAGGUGGGAAUUGUCUGGCUCCAUCGUAGGUGUGCAUUACUUCCAAUCCGUGCCUGUAAAGGCGAAAACUGCUAGAGGAAGAAGGAAAAACAAACUUACUCCCACCGAUGCCUUGAAAUUUUUAGUCAUCAAGAGUCUGCCCAGGCUUGAGGGUUCAAUUGGCCAUCUGCCUGAGAAAUUGCAUGCUGGAGAUCUACGUUAUCUUGUUUUAGAGUUAAAAAAUAAGUCAGAAUCCCCAAUAAAGAAUCUCAAAAUGAAGAUUAGCCAUCCUAGAUGUUUUAGUCCUGGAAAUCAUGAAGAAGAUCUGGCAAUUGAAUUUCCAGAUUGCUUAAAGAAGGGCGAUGAACGAAAUAUUGUUCAGCGUGAAACUAGGCCAAGUAGUGUAUUUGCAUUCCCAAAGGAUGUAUCACUGCAACGAGACAGAUCGUUGAGGUGGCCUCUUUGGCUUCGAGCUGCCAUCCCAGGAACGAUAGCGUUGUAUAUUACAAUAUACUAUGAGAUGGAAAAUGUAUCAAGCAUCAUGAAAUACCGCACUCUAAGGAUGCAUUAUAAUUUACAGGUUUUGCCAUCUCUGGAGACCUCGUUCAAAAUCAGCCCCUCUCCAUCAAGAUUGCAAGAAUUUCUUGUGCGUAUGGAUAUCGUGAACCGUGCGAACUCAGAUUCUUUCCAAAUUUAUCAGUUGUCAACAGUUGGGUGCCGGUGGGGUAUCUCAUUGCUUCAGCCGGUUGAUACAAUCUUACCUUCCAAGUCUCUACUCGCUGGGCAAGCUUUAUCUUGUUUCUUCAUGAUAAAGGAUUGCAAAAAAUCAGGAACUGAAGAAGAGAAAACCACGUCCGAUCCUCCCAGCCAAACCGACGUAAAAUUGUUUACUCAGGAUGACGAUGAAAAGCUCUUCGAUAUUGUUAACUCACCUUUAGCAAGCUUCCAUGAAAGCGAAAGGUCAUGCCAGGGAGCCUCAGAUCAGGUAAAUCCGAAUACAGUUGACUUCGUUCUAAUCUCUCGCCUGGCAAAAAGCAGCAAUUCAUCAGCAGAGAUUCUGUCUCACCAUUCAUGUCAUAAUAGUAUCAGAAGCUCAAACCCGCUCUCGUGGUCACUAGAAGGUCCCCAAACCAUAAACCACGACUUCUCGACCUCCUUGUGCGAAAUAAAACUAAAGAUGACAAUCAGAAACACAUCUGAUGGAUUAUCAUCUGUGAGCAUCAACACCACUGAUUGCCUACCAGACGCAGCAGCACCAACUCCUUCCUCUGGAAACCAAUCCGGGUGGCGAUACUUGACAACCGUAACAGAGGAAAUGAAACUUACUUCGGAUGUGAUGGCAAGCCGCCUGGGAAAAUCGCCGUCUUCCAUGGAAACCUCGCCUCCUUUCAUAUGGUCAGGUUUAAGUUCCACAAAGGCUCAAAUCCAGCCAUUGUCCACAAUCGAAAUCCCGCUGCAGAUAUCCGUGUUUUCUCCAGGUAUCUACAAUCUAUCUUCAUAUAAUCUAAACUGGGAGCUUUCGGGGCAUGGAAAGGCGUCAUCAACAUCAUCAGGGACAUGUCAAGGCUAUCCUUAUUACCUUACUGUUCUUCAGUCUGAGUGA
Microthlaspi erraticum is the source of this 3819-nucleotide messenger RNA. The record is from the annotation of a GenBank genome assembly. Lineage: Eukaryota; Viridiplantae; Streptophyta; Magnoliopsida; Brassicales; Brassicaceae.